Molecule: messenger RNA, 1692 nt
Organism: Vombatus ursinus (common wombat)
Lineage: Eukaryota; Metazoa; Chordata; Mammalia; Diprotodontia; Vombatidae
Product: V-set and transmembrane domain-containing protein 1-like
Exons: 7
Coding region: 52-597 (181 amino acids)
Source: RefSeq, a predicted model, not a curated record
CCACCGAGAGGUGUGAGGUUUGCUCUGUACAAGGAUGGAGAGGAGGCACCUAUGGGCACCAGUGAGUGGACUCAGGAUGGAGCAGAAUUCCCUUUGAUCCACGUAAGAGUCAACCAGACUGGAAAGUAUAGGUGCCGCUAUCUGCUUGGGACAGACAGCUCUGUCGUGGCGCUGCCCAGUGAUUCCCUGGAACUUAUAAUACAAGAAGAGCAGAACAAAAGUCUUCUCAAGAGAGCCAUUCUCAUCACUGCCUUCAGCUGCGCCUCCAUCCUCUUCCUCCUCCUCUUCUUGACUUCUGUUGGUCAUUGCCACGCCCAGAGUGUGGUUUCACACAGAGAGACUUCCAGAAGAUCCCCAAGGUGCCUAUGUUGUUCUUGGUUUGUCUGCUUUUCUUCUAAAUCUGGAGCUUCCCAAGAAGAGACCAAAUAUGCCCAAGUGGCCAAGUGCAGACACUCAAGAACACCUGUCCCUGAGGCUGAAGACCCCGAGGGACUGAUAUAUAUUCAACUGAAUCCACCAGCCCUGAAUGAACGGCAGAUAGCCCCUGUGAAGACAUGCCCUGAUCCAACAACAUACGCAACUCUUGCCCUGCGUUGACGGACAACAACUUCUCUUUGUGUCUGUUCUUUCCUAGUAUCCUUUAUGGAUCCCCACCAAUGUUCCUUUUCCUAAAUGUGGGCACCCCUUGGUUCUGUUUGGGCCUUCUCUUUACACACACUUCUGGUGAUCUCCUCAGCUCCUCUGGGUUCUGCCAUCAUCACCCAGAUCCUAGUGUCCAGGUCCUAGUCUAUCUCCUGAACUCUAGGCCCACAUCACCAGUUGCUGAUUGGAAAUUUCCAAUUGGAUGUCCUACAGGCAUCUCCAACUCAACUGUUCUAAGCAGAAUUUUUCAACUUCUCUCCUCUCUAAACCUCCACAAAGCAUCUCCUUUUUCCUAUUGAAGGCACCAAUAUUCUCCUGGUCCCCCAGGGCCCCAACCUGGGAGUUAUCCUUAAAUUAUCUUUCUGCUCAUCCUGUCACGGGCCAAUUCUUUUCAAUCUUACCACCAUAGCAUAUUGUUCAUCUAGUUCCUUCUCUUUCCUUAAGUUGUCACUGUUCCAAUUCAGGGCCUUGUCACCUCUCUCCUAAACUAUUUCAAUUGCCUACUAAGUGAGGUUUCUGUGUCUGGCCUCUCCCCUUUCCCAUCCAUCCUCCAGAAAGCAGUGAAAUGAAAUUUCUUAAUGCUCAGGUCUGACUCCAUCGCUCUUCUGCCCAGAAAGCUUUUGUGUUUCCCUUUUACCUUUAGGAUCAAAUCCAACCUCCCCAGCUGGGCAUUUAAAGCCCUCCACUAUCUAACUUCAGCAUGCCUUCCUAGGCUCAUUAUUUGUUGCUAGCCUUUACUUUCACUACAUUCCAAACAAACUGGCCAGUCUGCUGUUCUUCAAGCCUGAGUCCUUCUCCCAUCUCCAUGCCCUUCCAAAAGGAUAUCUCCACUGUUUCCCCACUCUUGGAAUGGAUUCCCACCUUGUUUGUGUCUCUUAGAGUUCUUCAAGGCUCAGCUCAAGGAUAUCCUCUCACACAAGACCUCUCCAGAUUCCUCCCUUACCAGUAUGUUUUUUAGUCACCAUUUAUGUAAACACUGAACUUAACAAACACCAAUAAAAUGAACACUUCUGUAUACAAAGCAGAAAGAGAUUUGGAUAUGAAAUUAUU